Messenger RNA from Akanthomyces muscarius, 939 nucleotides. RefSeq lists its product as uncharacterized. NCBI's taxonomy places the organism in Eukaryota, Fungi, Ascomycota, Sordariomycetes, Hypocreales, Cordycipitaceae. Bases 1 to 939 code for a protein of 312 amino acids. The transcript has a single exon. The record is from RefSeq and is a predicted model, not a curated record.
AUGGCAACCCCGUCUGCAGACGCAGACACUGCGUCACGCACCAUAUUAUCACCCUCCUCCACAUCAGCAGCGGCAGCAACGGCACCCGCCGACGAUACCCAGAGACGCCCAGCAGACCCGAUCCAGCUCUCGGCCGCCGACUGCAGCGUCGGCGACGACAGCGGCGCCGUCGCCUCCUCAGUCGCCUUUGGCGUUGCCGCCUCGACCUCUGCCGAGCACAUCCCCUCCUCAUCCUCCUCUCAACACCCUCCGCCGCCUCCGCCUCCGUUUGAGCCGCUCUUUGCCCUCCUCACGAAUGCCACGACCGGCGCCACGGUGCACCCGCGCAUACACUACCUCUUCAGCGAUGAUGACGCCUCCAUACCCACCGACGCCACCGCACAAGACGACGACGAUCAGCAGCACCGCAGCCUCGUCGUCGAUCUUGCGCCGACGCCGGCCUACGAUGCCUGGGCCGUCUCGUGCGCGUCGAGCCUCGGCCCCGAGUUUGCCGUCACGGCGGCCGCGCUGUCCAAGCAGCAGUCCGACGGUGGCAGCAGCAGCGGCGCCCCCAGCGAGCAACCCAGCAGAGGAUCGUCGGGCGGCGGCGCUGCCGCGCUGAUGCUGCAUGUCGAGGGCGUCUCGCGCGACCCUGUCGAUCUGCGCUCCUCGGCCGAGGCCGUCGGCAGCGCCGGCAGCCUGCGCUCGUCGACGGGCAGCGGCAGCGCUGCCCGCGAGGACCUCGAGGCGCUGGCGGACGAUUUCCGAAGACGCAUGGGCAUCCUGAAAAAGGUCGUCGGCGAGGGCGAGAAGCGCCGCGCCGUCGUGGCCCAUCAACACGGUGAUGACGACGCGGGUGUUGCUGCUGCUGCUGCUGCGGAGAGCCACGAGAUUCACGACCCGGGCACGCUCCGCUCCGGAACGGCCAGUCAAUCGCACGAUGCCUCGACCAACACCUGA